Dovyalis caffra is the source of this 204-nucleotide messenger RNA. The record is from the annotation of a GenBank genome assembly. Lineage: Eukaryota; Viridiplantae; Streptophyta; Magnoliopsida; Malpighiales; Salicaceae.
AUGGGCCGAAAGCCCAGUGGGCCCAAAAGGCCUAGUCACUCAAUUUUCAGAGAACUCAUGCAAGGAUACAAGGGAAAUGCAGAUGGAGGAGGUAGAGGUGGACUGUGUCUCUUUCAAAUUAUUCAUCCGGGCCCCAUUUUGGCCCCCCAAUUUCACAUUAUUGAAUCCACAUGGGCCAUUCUUUGUGGCUCUUGGUCAUCCUAA